Messenger RNA from Salvia hispanica, 723 nucleotides. Lineage: Eukaryota; Viridiplantae; Streptophyta; Magnoliopsida; Lamiales; Lamiaceae. The record is from RefSeq and is a predicted model, not a curated record.
AUGCAUUCCACAGUGAAUGUGAAUGCGACACUCAAUAGAGUUGGUUUCUUACCGGCGGUGGCGACUUGGUACGGCAACCCCACCGGAGCAGGAAGUGGUGGAGCUUGUGGUUUGGAAAAUGAUGUGAUAAAUGCUCCUUACCACGGCAUGAUUUCGGCCGGAAAUGGCAAUUUAUUCCGCUCCGGUGCCGGCUGUGGGACAUGUUAUAUGGUGAGAUGCAGAGAUAAUCCAGCUUGUUCGGGAUAUCCAAUUCAUGUGACAAUCACAGACGAAUGCCCUGGCCUAUGUAACAAUGAACCUUUUCACUUUGACUUAAGUGGAAAAGCUUUUGGUUCUUUAGCAAAACCUGGCCAUGAAGAUCAGUUGAGAAAUGCAGGAAGGAUCAACAUUCAAUAUGUGAGAGUGAGAUGCCACUACAGGGCUCAUAUAGCAGUGAAGAUCGACUCGGGGUCAAACCCUUACUAUCUAGCCAUGGCUGUGGAGAAUGUGAAUGGAGAUGGUGAAAUCGAUCGAAUUGAGAUAUUAGGUCAAGGUUCGAAAUCAUGGGAGGCUAUGCAACGUAACUGGGGUGAGACUUGGAAAUUUAAUGUGCCUAGUGGAACUAUUGGACCAUUUUCAAUUAGGUUCACAGAUCGCAGCUCAAGAACAGUUGUAGCUAAUAGACUCGUGCCGAGAGAUUGGACUCCCGGAAAAACAUAUUACUCAAGAAUUAAUUUCCGUUAA